AUGAGGAGCAGCAUCUACAAUGAGUGUGAUGUCCUUUCCUGGGUCGAAGUAGGCAAGAGCUGUGGCCUCGGAAAGCUUUCUCUUCAGUUCGUCCAGGGCAUCUUGCUGUAUGUCUGUCCAACACCAGUCCUCUCCUUUGGCUGUGAGUUGCCUGAGUGGUUGGGUGAGGUGGGCAAGGUUCGGUAUGAACCGACCACAGUAGUUAACAAGACCAAGGAGAGAUUUCACUUCACUGGCACUGGUGGGUGGGUGUACUCGACGACGGAGCAUUCGUGGCGCACGUCGCUGGUGCCCAUCUUCGACGGCCUGGCCACCACCACGCACACCCUGACGGAGAGCUUCAUCAUUCGCAAGAUCGUCACCGCGUACCGCACCAUGCCGCCUGGCGACCUGCUGGCGUUCGACGAACGCAACGUCACGCUCGAUCUCGACUCGGAGCAGUACUUCCAGACUCUGCUGAAUGGUGCCGGCGCGCCUCCUCCGCCGACGCCGCAGCAGCAGCCGCGGACGGCGUCGCAGGAGGCCUCGUACCUGGCGCUCCCGUCGGACGGUGACCAACCAGUGCAGCUAGCGAACCCGUUUCUCAACGCGGCUCUGUCCAACAACCCGCUGGCGGCGGUCUACCUGGGCCUGCAGCAGCUCAACCAGCAGCAGCAGGCGACGCUCUACUCAACCGUGACGCAGUCCAGCGUGUACACCACCACGGACACGGUAUUCCAUACCAAGCUGGUCAGCUUCUACGACGGCCGGCGGACGCGCACGCGCACCUUGUCCGAGUCGCUGUCCACCACGGAGCGCACGCUGACCAGCUACACGACCAGCGUGGUGCCCUACCUGAACACGCAGGCGCUGCAGCUCCAGCAGUUCCAGCAGCAACAGCUGCAGCAGCUCAUCGGCACCCAGCUGGGCGUGGUGCCGACGCAGCCACCGGCGCCGCGCUACACGACCGUCACGUCAACGUACACCACCGUGACGACGGCCACCAGCUACAGCUCCAAAAUCUACACGCUCAUCUACAACGCGUUCAGCACGCGCUACCGAACCGUGACCAGCUCCAGUUCGCACGUGACCACGCUGACUGUCACGUCGACGUCCUCUUACCUGGUGCAACCCACGGCUCCUCCAGCAGCGUUCGCGCCGCAGCUGGCGCAGGUGCUGGCGCCGGCGGCCACGGUAGCGCCCGCCGCAGUGCCGUCGCAGCCGGUCGCGGCGGCUUAAGCCUCGUUGCAGUGCGGACUGUCUUGAAUGAACUGUUCCUGAGCCGCCGCGCGUCGGCAGCGUCCGCCAAUCGACCGGCCAAAAAUUCACGGUCUCCGGCGACGCUGCGUUUCUUGCUCACUGUGAGGUUGGCUCCACUAUGGCUGACGAGGACGAGGCGGCUGCGUAUGCAGCGGUGCUUUUUGCCAUGCCACGAAAACUGCCUUUCAUGGUUUGAAAGGCUUCAGUUCAAAGGUGUCGCACAGGAAAUCGAAGAUAUAAAGCUGGGAAAAUUCAGGCCCAUUUCGUGUGAGUAGGAAGAGAAUGUUCCCCAACACACGGAGGGCGAGAAAGUCCAUUUGUUCUGCAGGAAGGGUCGUAACCGUGUUGUUAUUUUCUUCGAAACGAGCUAUAAAAGAGUAUUCCCCACCAUUUGGUGCUUGCUGAUUUUGACCAAAGCCAGCCUCGUCCAGAGUGUAAUGAACUUCGUUGCAGAGAAGAAAGUGGUGCUUUGAGUGGAGAGGUAUGUGAGUCGGUGCGUCGAGAGACCAACCACCGUGCGCCGGCGGAAGUGAAGGAGGGCCAACCAGACGACUUAUACUCGGCAGGGUCAACGACAUAAGCAUGUCGACCACUCUAGUGCACCUCGUCUUCUAAAUUUGCGUAAAUUGAGUGACUCUCACCGAUGUCUCACCGGGCAGAAUAGCCCCGGUUGUGUGAGCACGAAAGAAAAAUUAUGCGUACCUAUUUAUUAUUCGAGCUUGACAUUUCUCAUGAGAAAGAGAAGCAAAGUACUGUGUCUUUCUUUGUAACGCUUGUCUUUUGUUCAUAAAAAUUUUCACCUUGUUGUUUUGAAGAGUGUUCAUGUAAAAAUAAAAGUCUAUGAUGUGUUU
This is a messenger RNA of Dermacentor silvarum, 2090 nucleotides long. RefSeq lists its product as uncharacterized. The record is from RefSeq and is a predicted model, not a curated record. The transcript has 3 exons. Bases 1 to 1218 code for a protein of 405 amino acids. Lineage: Eukaryota; Metazoa; Arthropoda; Arachnida; Ixodida; Ixodidae.